AUGGCUCUUCGUUCAUCUUAUACGUAUCCGUUUCAUGGAAUAUUUUAUUUAAUAACUCAUCCAUCAUUAUGGAGACAGAUAUCUUGUGGUCUAAUUAUAAUGCUAAUAGGAUCAAUAAUUGCAUCAAUAUUAUUAUUUGUAUUUGCUUUUCCUAGUCAAGCACAUGGUUUAUCAUCACAUAUGGCUGAAUGGAUAUCAUGGGUAUUAAGUUUUUUUUUAACAUUAAUUGAAAUAGCCAUUUCAGUUCUUGUAUUUUCUUCAUUAUUUCUUGCAUAUUAUAUGGAAAUUAUAUUUGAUGCUGUUUGGCGUCAAGAAACAAUGGGAAUAAAUGAAAUUCAAAGAGAAAGAUUAUUAUCAAGAACAUAUUCUUUUAUUAAAUCAUUUUUAAUAUUAAUUAUAGUUCGUGUUAUUCUUAUUGUAAUAACAUCUCCAUUAAAUUUAAUUCCAAUUCUUGGAACAAUUCUUUAUAUAUAUAUAAAUGGAUAUUAUUAUGCAUGGUCAUUACAUUGUCGUUAUUUUGAUUUACUUGGUUUAACUUUUUCACAAGGAAAACAUUUUGUUGAAGAAAAUCGAUCAGAUUAUACAAAUUUUGGUGUAGUCGGUUUAUUAUUAGAAAUGAUUCCAUUAUUAAAUUUAGUAACACCAAUAACAAAUGUUAUUGGAAGUUCACUUUGGGCUUGUGAUAUUGAAAGAUAUAAAGAACCAUUAAGACAUCCAAGAAGUUAUUUAUUAGCACCAAGUUCAAGCUUAAUUGAACAAGAACAAACUAGUUAUGGAGCUACAAAUAUUGAAAAAGGACAAAUUCCUCCGCCACCAACUUAUCAAGAUGUUAUACAAAGUAAUAUGUAUCCAUCGGCUCCACCAAUUGAAAAACAAUAA
Messenger RNA from Rotaria sordida, 879 nucleotides. The record is from the annotation of a GenBank genome assembly. Lineage: Eukaryota; Metazoa; Rotifera; Eurotatoria; Philodinida; Philodinidae.